AUGAAAAGGAAGGGGAUUGCGUUAGAUCUUGUGGCAGUGGAAAAAACCCAGCAUGACUUGCAAUCGUAUCAAAUAAAGAAUAAUAACUGCCUUCAGUUGCGGGCAUUCUUGCUUAAUGAGUCGGGUAUGUUUACUACAGAUGGGAGGAAAAUACUUGGGAGUGUGACGAAAGAAGAUAUCGAUUGCACAUCACGCAGAAUUAUUGGCCGGGGCGCAAGCGGCACCGUUCGAUUCGCGAGGCUUAAAGACGGAACCCCCGUUGCGCUGAAGCACAUACCAAUAACAUCAAAGUUACACCGAGAUGAAGUAGAUCGGGAAUUAUCCUUCUUCAGUUCACAGUCCAACUCCCCCUUUGUCAUGAAGAAUCUGGGGGCGUUUUGGGAUUCGGAGGAAGGUGCCAUUGUGAUACCCAUGGAGUGGAUGGCUUACACCCUAAAGGAUAUGAGCUACUUCUGGGAGGGCAUAGAGGAAACCAUAUUGCGAGAUAUUUUUUUUCAGGUUGUAUCUGGUCUCGUAUACCUCCAUGACACAAAGCGCGUUAUUCAUAGGGAUCUAAAACCAAGCAAUCUGCUUAUUCGUGACGACGGAUAUGUUAAGAUUAGUGACUUUGGGGUUUCGAAGCUGGUGCAAACGCUUGAUGUAUCUUCAACCUACGUAGGGACAAUGUAUUUUAUGGCCCCCGAACGCCUGGAGCAAACCGUUUACAGCUUCAGUAGUGAUAUAUGGUCUCUGGGUCUUACAGUGAUCGCCACGGUGACGGGGAAGAACCCGUGGGCUCCCCCAGAUGAGAUGAACUUGUUCCAGCUGCUAGGGAAAAUAGCGGGUGAAACUACCCCAUCCUUACCGGAAAAGCCGGUGUACUCUGAAGAAGCCCGAGAUUUCAUCAAGAAAUGUCUCGUUCGGGAUCCACAGGAACGACCAUCAGCCGCCGAGUUAUUGAAACACCCCUUCUUUGAAGGCUGUACUGAAGAACUGGCCGUUAAAAAUGUCAAAAUGGCCGUAGAGCAUAUGACUCACCUUAUCAACAAUGAUGCAAAGAAAACAGAGGACCUGAAGCGCAGCCAAGAAGACGUCGCAAAGGAAGUGAACAUAAAAUUGGAAAUGCUAGGUGUUCUGUAG
This is a messenger RNA of Trypanosoma brucei brucei TREU927, 1119 nucleotides long. Its product is annotated as protein kinase, putative. The record is from RefSeq and is a predicted model, not a curated record. The transcript has a single exon. Bases 1 to 1119 code for a protein of 372 amino acids. Gene Ontology annotation, biological process: MAPK cascade; protein phosphorylation. Lineage: Eukaryota; Euglenozoa; Kinetoplastea; Trypanosomatida; Trypanosomatidae. Gene Ontology annotation, molecular function: ATP binding; MAP kinase kinase activity.